Lathyrus oleraceus (garden pea) is the source of this 544-nucleotide messenger RNA. Its product is annotated as defensin-like protein 183. The record is from RefSeq and is a predicted model, not a curated record. NCBI's taxonomy places the organism in Eukaryota, Viridiplantae, Streptophyta, Magnoliopsida, Fabales, Fabaceae. The transcript has 2 exons. The coding region runs from base 96 to 485 and encodes 129 amino acids.
ACCCUUAACCUAGUUUAAACUGCCUAUAAAUACAGAAUUUUACAUUUGAGUAACCAUCCAAAAUAAAGCUUCAAAGAAUAUUAUUGCAUUAUUCAAUGGCGAACAAGAUGCAUAGAUCACUCUCAUUCUUUGUCAUCUAUGCUUUAGUUAUUGCAGUGCAAUUGAUGCAGGUAGAAGCUAAACCAUCACCAUGCAAUGUAAUUCUGAGAAGUUGUUUUACUGAUAAUUGUAGUAAGAAGUGUAUGGACUAUCGAGGAAACUCUAUACUUUUAAGUUCGAAUUGUAACUUCUACAACUUAUGCACAUGUGAAUACGAUAAGCCACCAGCAGGAAGAUCAUGCACAGUUGGUAUGGGACUCUGCACAGAUAUAUGCGGUGAGUCUUGUUGCGAUGGAAAUUGUAAAGGUAGAUAUAUGCACACAGGUACUGGGGUAUGCGUGCAUGACUAUGAUCUAUACUUUUGUAAAUGUGUGUAUCUUCGUUAAGUGUAUGCUUUAUUGAAACAAAUAAAGAUCAAAUUAAAUAAAUUCUUAUUUUAAAUGUA